GCGAAAACAAUAUAUUCAAAGUGAUUGUUUUGCCGAACAGUAUGGUGUCAAACCAAUAUUAAUACCAUUAAUUUGCCACCAUUACAAAUGUCUAAAAAUUUAGAACGUAAAUAAAAAUAAAAGUUAUAAACUAUGGUAUAACUCACAAGGCGAAUGAUUAUGGACUCCCUUUAACCAUUUUGUUCUGUCCGAGGACACUCUCAGCACUUUGAAUGCAGCUGUGAAAUUGAACGAGUUGAUCAAACAGCCUAAAUGGAGCAGAGUACAAAAUGUUAGCGAUCGUAUCAUAUACGAUGGCAAACUCAUACAAACGGAACAUGCUUUUAUGUACUUAGACCGAGAAAUUAUUCCGAUAGAUAUCUCAAAAGAAUGUACAGAUCAUUUAGUAGUACGACCUAUUUCAAUCAUGCUGAGCUGUGAGUAUGCAAAACAAAUACGAGAAUACGUUACAUUAGUCCAAUGCAUUAUUGCCGAGUGUAAGGAUCCGAAGUAUAAUAACGGUGAGUCCAGUUGUGAAACUUUAUUAAUAGAAGCUAUAAAAUGCACCAAAUCCAUGGUAACGAACAUGUUGAGUAGUUUAACCCAUUUUUAUCACAUGUCGCAGAAAGCGACAGACUUUAGACAAGUUUACGUCGCUUUGAUGACACUUAAACUGUAUACAGAAAAUAAUUUGCACAUCAAAGUUGAAAACAAAAUUGAAGAAAUCGAACGAUUGACAUUGUUGGUUGACCUCCGAGUACAAACAUUUGCUGUCAGCCAUUGUGUGCCAGCACAUCAACCGUUAUGGUUAAGUGAAAUCAACAAACGGUGUCUACGAGUGAGGUCUUUAUGUAUAAAUAGUGAACUACCGAAACCGUAUAUUGAAUGUCUUAGCGACUCAACGACAAGUUUUGUGAGUACAUUUAAUUCUGAAUAUUUUGCCGAUCUUGGGUUUAAAGGUUCAGACCUCGACAUUGUUCACACGACAGCCGACUUAGAUGCUGUGUGGCUAUUCCUCAAUUCACAGCAGCCGGAAGGUUAUUCAACACGGAUCCGUUGGUCGAACGAUGUUAAAGAGAUAACAGAGAUAGUUGACAUAGUUAAAUAUCAGUACGACACUAAUCAACUCGCGGCUUUUCAAAAAGCAACACUGAAAGCGGUCGCUCAGUUAUUUUACAAAGAAGUAUCAGAUACUAUCGAGGCGACGUUUAAAGUGCAUGGAAAUUUGGCAGACGAAGGACUGUGUCCGUCGACCUACUUACCCACGUUGACUAAUUUAUGGCCCGGAUUGAAAAAAUUUCAACUGGCAGCUAUUAAAGAAGCUUGCAUUUCUCUUAGAGGAGUGAAGACUGACGAAGAAUGCAAGAAAAGCUAUCUGAGUUCGUUGGAAAGAGUAUGGUUGAAUUUUAGCAGUAUAAACGUUGAGGCUAUCACUGUGGCAUGUAAUGCUAUUAUCCUACGUAAUAGUCAGACUGAAGCAAAGAACACCACGCUUGGGUCGGUGUAUUUAAAUAUCCGUAAUUAUAUCAAGUCUAAUAAAAAUCCAAAAUUUUGGGAAGAUUUGAAAGUUAUAUUUGAAAAAGUCCGUUUCGCUUUGCCAAAGGAGACAACUGAGACGUUGGAAACGAUUUUGGGAUACAUAAAAAACAAGCGAAACGUGAACGAACAGCAGGUUAUUAAAUUACUGGAAUUAGAAAUGAAAAAUGCCAUUGCAGACUUUGCUGAAGACAACCAAGUCAAUGUGGACCCAAAAAACUGCUUACAGACCCUUAAUGAAUUCAAAGGAUACAUAAUAAAUAAUAAGGAACCUAUCCUAAGAGUCAGUCUUAACAAUGGCUUAAUGUGGAGCCCCUCCAUUUGUGAGCUGCCCAAACUGUUAAUAAACCUCACAAAUUCCGAUGUGUCCGACAAUCGGUCAAAUGAGAAAUUCUGCCGGCUGUCUUUCAAAGUCAUUAAAUUGUUUAAGAUGUAUAACGAAUUUGUUUCAGCGAAUUUUCCGGCGAGGUUCUCUCAAAUGAUCGUUGGGAGCAUAAAACAUUUUGCGGAAAAUCUUCAACCUCUAUUGCCAAAGCUAGUGAAAGUGGUGUUUCGCCAUAUGUUAAUAUUACUGAAACCGGAAACCGUCAACCUCAGGAACGCAUUGAUUUUGCUAAAAGUUUACGUAAACGAUAAAGGAAUGAGCGCUGAAGGCAAGUAUGAUCUAUGGCGAUCAGACGAGUUUCAACGGUUGAUUUUGUUGAUCAUAAACCAAAUGGAGAUUUACAUAGUACAAAACUGCGUCAUCAAUGAAUAUCAAAAAACAAUUUGGCCCGACGAGCCAAAAGUUAGGCUACAAACCUUCAAGACCUUAUGGUUCCAUCCAUUUGAGUCGUUUAUAACCGAGAUAGACAAUGAACUCCCCAUUCUAGAAAAUAUUACGGCGAUCGACGAGUGCGAGGUCAGUAUGAAUAAUGCUACUUUUGAAAAACUCGUAAACAACAAUCAUCACGAAAAUAGUCCGUUGAAUUGUAUUAAAAAAUUCAGGUUCAAGUGGAACGAAUCAUUUGAAACACUUGAAACCAUCCGAACGAUGGUUGUAACAAAUUUUAAAUUGGAAUCGUUGACCAAGUAUCAGGGUUUGGUCCAGAAUAGCUUGAUGGCCAUCCUUUUUGGUUACAUACUUAAUAUUUUCCAAGCUGCCAAUCGGCCAUCAGGGAUUUUCACUACAGAAUAUAAGCAAUUGAUCUUAUCGAAAAUUAAAUACGUCGGUGAAAUUGUGUACCCCGGUUCCAAACCUGAAUCUCUAAAAUUCAUUAUUAAUACUUUCUUCUGGUCUUUUGAAGGCGACAACAUUUCCCAAGAUAAGUCAAAGAUUUUGAAAACAAAAAUUGACAGAGAAUUGGCUUCUUACGAUAUCGAUGAAAAAGGAUACUAUUCUACUUUGAAACAAUACAACAUAAUCAGAGAUAAAGGCAUAGAGGGUAUAGCCAAGUAUAUUACACCAUUGGAAGAAUUUGCGGACGAAUGGAUUAUGUUUGUUAAAAAGGACAUGAACUGCGUUAAAAAUUGCAUGAUGGUAACAUUAUAAAACCAUUUCUUUAUAUAUACAUAUUUGUUAAUGUUAUAUAAAUAUUAUAACAAUUAUGCUAACAAUUAUAUUAAUUUAUAAGGAUUAAAAUGAGUAAAAUAUUGUAAAACUUGACAUAUUUGUAAUGACCAGUUUAAAAAUAACCAACAAAAUAGUGAAAAUACUCGUAACUUAUCAAUUUAUUUGUUAUAUUUCCAAGUUUUUGUUGUGCCGCUGUAAUUUUUCAGACCUUUACAUUGUAUUUCAAAAUAAUUAAAUUUUUGGCUGUAAAACAAUUAUAAUACAACAAUUCUUUAACUAUAACACACGUAGUUUUAAUAUUUAUUUGUAAUUGGUCAAUUUUGUCGAUCGUUUGUAGACACAAUAAGUAAAUAGAUCUAGACUGAGAAAUGCUAGCCAAGAAAAACUUAAAAGUAAAAAAAAUGGUUAUAAUAUUUAGGAAUUUAUUUAACGUAGAAUCUUAUUUUACUUUUUUUAAAAACUGUGUAUAUCUAUCAUUAUUUGAAAUUGAAAUGGUAACUUAUAUGUUUUGUUAAGGUUUAAAUUAAAAUAAUUUACUAAACACUUUAAAUGAUCGAUAACUGGGUUUGAAUAGGUAAUUAUUUUUAGCUUCGAUGCGAUAGGUGUUUUAAGUAAAAUGUUUAAAAUUUAGGACGGGAGGAAGGUUUGUAGGAAAGGGUUUGAGAAAGGAGUGUAGUAUUAUUAUUAUUCUCGCGCAUUACUCAACCACAUUUCACGUCCAGUCCUAAAUUUUGAUCGUCAUAACUUCAAAAUUAACUAUUCAAAACUGGUUAUCGACUAGUCAACAUUUAACAUAUAAUUUUUUUAAUUGAAAAGUUAAUUAAAAAUAUACGUUACCGUUUAAAUUUCAAAAGUUGAUUGAGCUAUGGAAAAUACUACUAGAGCGUAAAUACAACUAAAAUAAACAAACAUUUUUCCAAAAAAGAAAAUGUACACAAUUUUUUUAAAAAGAUAUUGUUGUACGCCAGACGGAUCACCUUGUAUUAAGUCCUGAAUAGAGUAGAUAACGAUUUGUCAACAAAUAAAGACAAUAGAACGAGAUGGUAGCCAAAUGGUGUACCACGGAACUAGAAAAAGACGAAUUAUAAAUAAUUGGCAUCAAAUUGUUUGACAGUGGUUUAUUAAUUUUCAAAUUAAAUAUCUGAUUCGACUUCACUGUCUUGAAUAUUAUUAUUUAUUAGUUUAUACUGAUAAGUACUAAUAACAUCAUCGAUCUGUCCACCAUUACGUUCUCAAUUAAGGCCCCUGGAUACCGACCGUUUUUUCAGCCAAAACACAUCAUUUUUUGUCCAUUGCACAGGCCGAACCAAUGAUCCGAUUAGCAAUCUAAAAACAGAUAUGAAUUUGUCAUGAAGUUUACUUGAGAUCGGUCAGAGUAUUUUUUUAAUUUUUAAUUUCAACCCUUUCCAAAUUUUAUUUUAAAAUUUGAAAUUUUAUAAAAUGUUCAAACGUGUUUUAUGCGUAGCAGAAAUGAGAUAUCAAAAAAGUACGCUGAUCGGUCUCAAGUAAACUACAUGACGAAUUAAAAUUUGUUUUUAGAUUACUUAUCGGGCCACUGGUUCAGCCUGUGCGAUGAACAAAAAAUGUACUAUUAUAGUGACUAAAAUGGCUUUUACUCAUAGACAAAAUAAUUUAAAUUAAAAAUAAUACCAUAAAGUUUAUACAAAUUAACCGGUUAAUUAAUUGACAUUUUCGAAAUUUAUUAAAACCACUUUUCUUUUAAAUAUUGCCUAUAUAAAACUCCUUAAAAAUGAUCGGUAUCCAGGGGCCUUAAGCAUAUUUUUAUUAGUCUUAAAAAUGUCUGAUCCUUUUUUUGGUCCUGAUGGCUUCCCUAAUAUUUUACUAAGUCUUGUUUAUAUGCAUCCACUAUUCUCAAUAAUUAAUUGUUUAGCCGUUCAUUGCUUUUAG
Molecule: messenger RNA, 4975 nt
Organism: Adelges cooleyi (spruce gall adelgid)
Lineage: Eukaryota; Metazoa; Arthropoda; Insecta; Hemiptera; Adelgidae
Exons: 2
Coding region: 326-3046 (906 amino acids)
Source: RefSeq, a predicted model, not a curated record